This is a messenger RNA of Colletotrichum destructivum, 2068 nucleotides long. Its product is annotated as Putative amino acid permease. The record is from RefSeq and is a predicted model, not a curated record. Lineage: Eukaryota; Fungi; Ascomycota; Sordariomycetes; Glomerellales; Glomerellaceae. Gene Ontology annotation, biological process: amino acid transmembrane transport. The transcript has 3 exons. Gene Ontology annotation, molecular function: amino acid transmembrane transporter activity. Bases 182 to 1906 code for a protein of 574 amino acids. Gene Ontology annotation, cellular component: membrane.
CCUUCUUCUCUCUCAUCCCUUUCGCUCCCAGAGCUCCCUCUGUCUCCCUCAUAGCGAAGGACACCCCCCUCCCUCUCCUCUCCCUCUCUCUCCCUGCUUGCCUCAACCACAUCCAGACCGAGAGAGUCUCUGUUGCUACACCGUGUACGAUCUCUAGCUGUCGUUACACACGCGAGCAACCAUGAGCGACGGCCUCGUCAAGCGGACGUCCUCCUCGGAGGGCGCCCACGACAUCGAGAAGACGGGCUACGACACCCAGACCUACGACAAGGAGAAUGUCCAGAUCCGCGGCCUCGAGACCAGCGCCGAGACGUCGCUGCAUCGCGGCCUCAAGGCCCGCCACAUCACCAUGAUUGCCAUCGGCGGUGCCAUCGGAACUGGUCUCAUCAUCGGAACCGGCAAGGCCCUCGCCCAGGCAGGCCCCGGCUCCGUCUUCAUCUCGUACACUCUCGUCGGUUUCAUCGUCUUCCUCGUCAUGGCUGGUCUCGGUGAGAUGGCCGCCUGGCUGCCCAUCUCCUCUGGAUUCACCGGUUACGCCUCCAGAUUCUGCGACCCUUCGCUUGGUUUUGCCCUCGGCUGGACGUAUUGGUUCAAGUACAUCAUCGUCACGCCCAACCAGCUUACAGCCGCCGCCCUCGUCAUCCAGUUCUGGGUAGACCGUGAGAGAGUCAACCCCGGUGUCUUCAUCGCUAUCUUCCUCGUCGUCAUCGUCUGCAUCAACUACUUCGGCAUCCGUUUCUUCGGCGAGUUCGAGUUCUGGCUGUCCAGUUUCAAGGUCAUCACCAUCGUUGGCAUCAUCCUCUUCUCCCUCAUCCUCGCCCUCGGCGGUGGCCCCGACGGGGACCGCAAGGGCUUCCGCUACUGGAAAGAACCUGGUGCCUUCAAAGAGUACAUCGACACUGGCAACGCCGGCCGCUUCCUCGGCUUCUGGUCCUGCAUGGUCAACGCCACCUUUGCCUACCUGGGCACUGAGCUCGUCGGUGUCACCGUCGCCGAGGCCCAGAACCCUCGCAAGACGAUUCCCCGCGCCAUCAAGCUGACCUUCUACCGCAUCCUGUUCUUCUACUGCCUCAGUGUCCUCCUCGUCGGCAUGCUGGUUCCCUACGACUCUAAGGAACUUGUCUUCGCCACCAAGGCUCAGACCGGUGCCUCCGCCUCGCCCUUCGUCGUCGCCGCCACGCUGGCCGGUGUCAAGGUCAUCCCCCACAUCAUCAACGCUUGCAUCUGUGUCUUUGUCUUCUCCGCGUCCAACUCGGAUCUGUACAUUGCUAGCCGUACCCUCUACGGCCUCGCCUCGGACGGCUCUGCCCCUGCCAUCUUCAAGCGCACCGACAAGCGCGGCGUGCCCGUCUACGCCCUCGGCUUCUCCGCCCUCUUCGCCCUGCUGGCCUUCAUGAACGUCUCCAACGACUCCAAGGCCGUCUUCGGCUACUUCGUCAACCUGACGACCAUCUUCGGCCUGCUGACCUGGAUCUCCAUCCUCGUCACUCAUAUCUGGUGGUGCAAGGCCCGCAAAGCGCAGAACAUCCCCAACGAGGUCCUGCCCUACGUCGCGCCCCUCGGCAUCUGGGGCUCCUACGGCGCGCUGGCUCUUUGCAUCAUCGUCGCCCUCACCAAGAACUACGAUGUCUUCACCGGCGGCGACUUCGGCAAGGAGAAGUACAAGACCUUCAUCACCGGCUACCUCGGCAUCCCCCUCUACCUCAUCCUCAUCUUCGGCCACAAGUUCUACUACAAGACCCGCGGCGUCAAGCCUCACGAGGCCGACUUCUACACCGGCAAGGACAUCAUCGACCGCGAGGAGGAGGAGUUCCUCGCGCGCAAGGCCGCAGAGAAGGAGGCCAGCGGUGGCAAGGGCGGCAAGGGCGGAUGGUUCUACAAGACCUUCUUGUCCUGGCUGUUCUAAGUAAAAGCGAAGUGUGUAUUAUGAGAAUCCGAGAAGGAGGAAGGACGGAGGCGAGUUGUUAUCGUUUCAUGAGUAUCAUGUCCUGCGAAUAUACCACGGCGUGUUGGUCCGCCUAGUCGUUCCGUAGAUAUCCCAAUCCAGACCAAAAAGGAUGUUUAUUAU